This is a messenger RNA of Mytilus californianus (California mussel), 6622 nucleotides long. RefSeq lists its product as uncharacterized. The coding region runs from base 4806 to 6578 and encodes 590 amino acids. Lineage: Eukaryota; Metazoa; Mollusca; Bivalvia; Mytilida; Mytilidae. The record is from RefSeq and is a predicted model, not a curated record. The transcript has 7 exons.
AAAUUGCAAAUCGCAAAAUUUUUUAAUGUCCACCAGACACCGAAAUGAGGUACAAUGUAGAUAUUAGAAACUACAGGUAACUGUACCGCCUACAUCAAUGAGCAUAUAUAUAUGUCGAUAUCUCCUGAUUAAUAAAUUAUUUGGAUGUUACUAGAAUAUCUUCGAGGUUUUUGGGUCUACGGUAAGCCAUGACGGGAGGUGAUGGAAAAAUCUCGUUUAAGGAAGGAUCAUUUUCAAUAAGACGCCAGUGUUUGUGGACAAUGAAUAUAUAUGUAUAUAUAUAUAUAUAAUGUCUAAAAAUAGCAACAAUCAACAUUCAAUCUAUUUAUUGAUUGAUUGAUUGUUGGUUGCUUAACGUCCAGUGGCAAAUAUUUCAUGCAUAUUCAGGACGAGAACAAAUUAACAAUAAAUACAAUAGGUAGGUUCUGUAAUAGGGGCGUCCGGGAAUAAGGUCGGAGAAAUUUAGACUGCCACGGGAAAUGAGGGUAUAUUGGAUAAGGACAGAAAUUUAGCCUCGCUACAGAUCGCCUACGGACACCUCAAAGAGUUUUUGCAAGGGUUCUUAACGUGCAAAGAGCGUAGCAUUCUCUUUACACGAGGCAUCGGAUUUAACGUCCCCAUUCUGACCGGACGUGGCUGCAAAUUUGUACAUCCCGCACAGCCAAACGGACGCCCCACUUUAGCAAGGGUUUUACUGCCGGUCGGAGGAAGACCAAUGGUGACCGUACUUCUAUUCCCCAGUCACCCUUGGGGGGUUCAAUCUAUUUAGACGUGGAUCAGUUCGUGAAAAUAAACUGAUACAGUUACUGAAUUAAAAUUAUAUAAAUGUCUAAGAAUAUAACUUAAGCACGCUAAUUAAUAAAUUAAAAAGUUCUAUUAGAUUUUAAUUAAAAAUACGCAAUAUUUCGCUAAACAAAUUAGCUUCAUCAUGCGUGUGCAUCUCUCAAGUUAAAAUCGGAUGCAUGACAAAAAAAAUAUUUGUGUAGCUUGAACUACACAAAAUUUGAGUAAAAGUUAAGCAUAUUUAUUGAUGUUCUAUAAAAAAAUAUGUUUGUAGCUACAACUUCAUAAAGUUGGAGUAAAAGUUUAACAUAUUUAUUGAUAUUUGAUAAAUUGUAUGAAUUUCAAUAAAUUAAUUUGUAUGAUUUCAAGAUUAUUAUUUAGAUUUGUUUUUAAAUCAUUUUUCGUCUCUCUCAUUUAGUCCAUCAGAUUAAAGAGUUCGUAACUGGUGCAUUCAAAAUCCCUCUCAUUUUUGUCCUCCUUGUGGAUCCCAAUUUUGGUUUUUCUUAAUGAUUUGAAAUGUGACGUUUUCAAAAUCAAGCCCUGCUCUUAAAAGAUGUCUUGUGAUUGGGCAGUUUCUUUCUUUAGUAUAAAAUGACCGAUGAUUAUUAAGUCGGAUGUUAAAUGAUGUUUCUGUUUCACCAACAUAUUGCAACUUGCAUAAUUGGCCCGAGAACACAGUUAUUUCGUAGUGCAUUUCUUUUAGACAAUAAAUUCAAAUUAAAAAAAUCGCACCUGCUCUAUCUCAAAAAGGUUUUUUACAGUGUAGUGUUCUACUAUUGAUACAAAUAAUAUCAAAAUUAUAGAAACUUCUACCAGCUCUAACUCAAAAUAUUGACAAGUCUGUGUUAAGGGGGGCUAAAAUUCAGUUUGACAGCUUCAGACAUUCGAAUUUUUGACCUUUUUUAACAGGACCAAAUCACUACUUAACAUAAAGAUUCAGCACCCAAAUUUUUUUAACAGGUAAUUUCAUCCCCUUAUUUAAUAUUUCAUGCAUAAAAUAUCAAGAAAUGAAUUGGGAAAGUGUAUACAAAAAAAUGCAAGUUAUACACUGUUCACACUAGGGACUAUAUUCGUAGACAACGAAAACCAAAGGACUAUAACUGUGUCCUUGGACCUAAUGGGAUAGAUUGACUUGACAAAUUUUAAUUAAACUUUGCACGACUUAAGUUUAUGAAAUUAUAAGAUAGUUGGCCAAGUUUCAUGGCCAUAGGAUAUAUAUUAUAGAAACUAGUGUCAUUUUAAUAUUGAAAUUUAGAUGUUUAUUUUUGACGUUUAAAUCAAAUAUUUUCAACUGUCAAGAUUUUGGCCUAAAAAAUUUAAAUAUUGCAAAAAUUUGCUUUUUAAAUACUCUUGAAUAUAAGAUAAUAAGUAUUAAAAGCAACGGAACACUCAUUUGAUUUAUCAGAUUUAUCACAGUUAUUCAAAAGUCAAAUUUAUAUGAGCCUGUGCCUGAAAAUAGAGAUUUUCGAAUUAAGGGAAGCCUUACAUAAACAUGCAUUUUUUUCAACCAAUUUGAAGGUUUUGAAGUUUUUUAACCAUACAUUAUUCUUCCAUAUAUAUUAAAUGUACUUUAAAUGUAAAGAAAAGUUACAAAAUGCAUACCACAUGAGUAUAAAAUGGUCUUCGGCCAUGUAAGACUGAGAAUUAUUUAGAGUCGAUUUAGGCCUUAGCCCAUAUUUACAUAUAAAAAUGCACACAGAGGCUAUAAGAAAUGGAAAUUUGUUACUUUUUGCUCAAUUCUAUGCGAAGAUGUUAUGAUACAAGAAGUCUAAUUGCAAAAGGACUCUUGAAUUCAACUUUUUUUUGCAGACAGUAUAGUCUGAUGACCAGUUUUUCACUUUUCAAUGGAAAACUUGCAUGUAGUUUUAGUCUCAAUUGGCAUAUAUUUACUAUCCUAAAGAAGAAAAUUAUGGUAGCAUAUGAAAUGAAUAGGGUGUACUGAUCAUUGUAAAGUGGUUUUUUUUUACAGAUUUAGUGAAAUAUUUGUGAUGGACUACAGAUUUUAUGUACAAAGCUCUUCACAUUUCACAUACAUCAAACAUGCCGUUUAACCAGGGACAUAAAUACAAAUAUUCUGCACAUUUUUUCUGUGAUAAUCUACUUUUCUCUAGAUUCAGAGUUCACAAAUGGUUAAUUAAAUUUGAUUAAGGCAUAGAAACACAAAUAUCAGGAACAUAAAAAGCUGUCAGAUAGAAAUUCAGCAUGGCUCUUAAACAUAAAAUGGAAACUGCUUUAAAGUGCUUAUUUUAGCUGUAUAAUACUAAAAUGGGACAUUUUAACAGAAUUUCUGUCAAACAAAGAUGUAAAUCCUUUACUUUUAUUGAGUUUGACAAAUUGAAACCAGCAAACCAUUCAGGAAAGUUGCCAAGGUACAGAAUCUACAUUGACGGAAUUCAUCUCUUAGGCCCGAGAACACAGUUAUUUAGUAGUGCAUUUCUUUUAGAAAAUAAAUUCAAAUUUAAAAAAUCGCACCUGCUCUAUCUCAAAAAGAUUUUUACAGUGUAGUGUACUAUUAUUGAUACAAAUAAUAUCAAAAUUAUAGAAACUUCUACCAGCUUUAACUCAAAAUAUUGACAAUUCUGUGUUAAGGGGGGCUAAAAUUCAGUUUGACAGCUUCAGACAUUCGAAUUUUUGACCUUUUUUAAUUGGACCAAAUCACUACUUAACAUAAAGAUUCAGCACCCAAAUUUUUUUAACAUGUAAUUUCAUCCCCUUACUUAAUAUUUCAUGCAUAAAAUAUCAAGAAAUAAAUUGGGAAAGUGUAUCAAAAAAAAAUGCAAGUUAUACACUGUUCACACUAGGGACUAUAUUCGUAGACAACGAAAACCAACGAAAACCAAAGGACGAUAACUGUGUCUUUGGACCAAAUACAAUUUUGCGUUUUGCAAUUUGAUGUUAUACAUAUGUUGAAUUGUUUAUUUGUGACUGUGCUGACGAAUUGGGUUUCGAUGUUGGCGACUUUGCAGCACUUACAAUUGCCCCUUCCGCAUAGUUUAUAACCUCCUAUUGUCGAUAUCUAUUGAUUAAUAGAUAAUUUGGAUGUUACAAGAAUAUCUUCGAGGUUUUUGGGUCUACGGUAAGCCAUGACGGGAGGUGAUGGAAAAAUCUCUUUUAAGGAAGGAUCAUUUUCAAUAGGACGCAAGUGUUUGUGGACAAUAGAUGUCAGGAUGAAAGCUGACAACAAAUGGAAUUGUAUUUGUCUGUGCCGUCUUUUCUUUGUACUCAUGUAGGUUUGUUUGGUCUUUUUCUUUUGCUUUACCGAAAGCUUCUGAAAUAUUUUUGUUCUUGUAACCUCUUGAUUUUAGUUGCUGUCUGAGUUGUCCCAAUCGGUGGUUUAAUUUUGAUUCUGAUGAACAAAUCCGUUUUGUAUAUGUAUAUAUAUAUAUAUUUAUAAUUAAGAUAAGAUGAAAAGUAGUUUAUUUCAACCUUUAAAUUAUCAAAAGGAGAUCUACACGCAUGAUGAAACUUUUAUCUAGUUAAUAUUACAUGCAUUGAAUUUUUUUGUAAACAGUAAUGAACGAAUUAAAGUUACAUUCUAAUACAGGCAUAUUUGAUUUUACACCGUUAACAUACUGUGUUUAUUUCAAACUGAUCUACUACCUGAAUGGAUUGAAUACACAAGAAGAUGUGGCAUGAUUGGGCAAAGCUUUCAUCUGUCCACCAGACACCGAAAUGAGGUAUAAUGUAGAUAUUAGAAACUACAAAUAACUGUACCGCCUUCAUCAAUGAGCAAAACUCAUAUCGCAUAGAAUGAUAUAAAAAGCUACACAUGAAAAAUGUAAAACACGUCACUUUGUCGCCAUUCAUGGUGACUCUUUUUUCGAUUAAACAUAUCCGGACUAAAUAUUGUGUUGCUUUUUUCAGCAUAUAUCAAUUCAGAAUAAUUUUGCAAGGAAUGGACUUAUCUAGUUUGUUAAGCGAUCGAACUUAAGUUAAUGAAUGAAGCAACAUGACAAAUUGUGUAUUUUCCAUUAUGUUUCGACUGCAAGAAAUGCAGUGACUACCAGACAUAUCAUAGCAUCAUGUCCGAUAUAUAUAGAGAUCGACAUGCAAAGUUAGGAUGCAUGGUUUUGAAAUUGUUUCCCAAAUUUAUGCAGAUGAUUUUAAAAUAUUAUGAAACUCCACCGGGGUUAAAACAAAAAUAUUUGAAGCAACAUUUUUGUUUUGUUUUUACGGAAAAGGAAAUCGAUUUAAUGGACAAGCUUCCAAAUAUGAACGAGUUUACAAUAGAACUAUGCUACAAAAUACUAAGAUCUGAAAACAGGUUAGAUGAACCGAAAUGCAAAUGGGGAAAUGUUCCUCACGUUACAGAAGUAGAAAUAUCAGAUGAUAUCCAACGGCUGAUUAAUGCAACAAAUUCAAUUAAAAACAUCAAAUCUCAAGAAUUGACAGAGAAAUAUUUAGCACAGUUGCUGGAAGAAAUUAGAUUGAUAGCCACAAGAGGUGACUCCUUUUUGCAGCAAGACACCUUGGAAAGUAUGUAUAACAGUUUAUGCAGAUCCGAAACAGAUUCUAUUGACAUCCUACAAGAUCUUAUAAGGAUAAAAGCAAUUGAUGAAGCAGAAUUCCUACCGGAUACUGGGAGUGAAAAAAGGGAAAGAUAUUCUAGACUCUCGAUGGCCUUCAUUGACACUUUUCCGAACAUUUUAAGAGAUAUCAUUCGAUCAAAUAUUUCUGCCAGCGAUUUGUACCUGCGGUGCAUAAAUUAUAUUGGUUACUUUAACCCCGAACAGCAGGCAAACUUACGACAAUUACAGUAUUCAAGCACAUACAGCUCGUUGGAUGUUACAUUAAUUUAUAGACUUUUAAGACAGUUUCAGCUGAUACCACCUCCCACACAAGGAUGGGGAGCUAUUCCAAACAAAGCAGAUACCAAAUUAGCUGAUGACAUUGAACGAAUAAGAUGCUACAGAAAUCAAGUUGCGCAUCGAUGUGACACCAAUAUUGACGCAAAUGUGUUUGAUGAUUACUUCGACAAGUUUCAGAAUAUUGGUCGCAGAAUGGAUCUUAAUUUUUUCCAGAAGACAAAUUUUGAACAGCAAAUAAUUGGGCACAGAACAAGUAGGAUAGAUACUGAAAUGCUGAAAAAAUAUGAAAACGCUAUGAAGGAGAAAGAAUUGAUACAAUUGAGAUUUGAGAAGAAGCCAAUAAAGUUUUACUGGGGAGAAAGUUUUAAUAAAUGUUUGAAGAACCUCAGAUCUUUGUUUAAGGACGAACAAUCAGAAGGAAGACAGAAGAUUCGUGUACAGAUAAUCUUUCAGAGUGAGGAUGAUGUCGAGAGAAAUAUUCAUAUCCUUAAUUCUCUUAAAGACGAAAUAAAUGAAGGUUUACAUGGAAUAGAAUUUAUUGUUGCUACAAAGGGAAGUGUAGUUCUGAUUGUAGAUAUACUGCUGGAAAUGUUGGAAACAGAUGAGAAAUUUCACACAACCCUUGCUUUAUUUCUAGAAAAGAUUUUGGAACUCAUCAUGACCUUCACUACUGAGACUAUUGAUAUGGUUCUAUCACCUGUAGAAGAGUACAUGCAAUGGAAUGAAGCUAAAACAAUUAGAGAACCAGUUUACCUAGAAUUUGAUAUCGAGGCUCAGUUAUUUGAAACCGACGAUAUAAUGGAAGAACAAUUAGGAAAAAUAACUGACGUCAUCUUCAAACGUUCCAACGGAAGCGGAACAAACAAUAGUAUUACUGGAGCUAUCCUACCUUUUUAUCUUGAAAGUAUGUCAACAAAAGAAGCAUGUGCCCAAGCUCAAACACCGGAGGGUAAGUUGGAUGGGCGACUGAGACUUGUAACAUGCUAACUUGCUUUUCACUCUAAACGAACUUAAGUAUGAGCAACAUGAUU